AUGGAGGCCCUUUUGGCAAGGGCACGCACCAGAUCAUGUACCACUGUCCUGAUAGUCUUGGUGGCGGUGAUAGCAUUGGGUCUCCAUCAAUCAGCGCCAAAAACUGGCUGGCUUGACCGCCUAGUGCAGUACCACAAGGAAAGGUUCAUCAACGAACUUAGAAAGGUGAAAUCCUAUACACCUAAUACUGCCAGCACAACCAUCGAAUCUACUCCAUUUAAUGCAACUCUAUUACCCAGACCAGCUGGAUUCGUGGAUUCAGGUGAAUGGAAUUUUGACUCAGUGAUGAGACUUAUGAUUAUGUUGAAGUCUAGUGAAGCAGCCAAACCUACCCUCAGAACCUUGAGACGCAUGCUCCAACCCACACGACGUAUAAUGAUGUCCAUGAAAGAAAGCAUGCAAAAGUUCCCAGGAUUGAAUGCAGAAUCCAACGACAUUUACUAUGAGAUUGAGUAUACGAGUCAAGAGGACUCUGUGCCCGCUCCAGAAUCGCCCCCAGAAGAUCAAGUAGUAGUGGUAGUGUCCAACCCCGUCGAGGCUCGUUUACCAAGCACCCGCAUCAGCGUACAACUUCUUAGAGAAAUAUUGAUAGCCCGUGCACGAGCAGCAAGGCAGAUGCCGCCCACGAAACCGCCCGUCAUUCCAUGGAAACCUAUGAAAUCAACUACUACGACCGCGAAGUCUGCUUCACAAGCAUCAUCAUCAGCACCAGGUGAAUCAACACCACAACCAGAAGGAGAAUCAUCGCCAGGAGGAGAAUCAGAAUCAACCCCAGAAGGAGAAGGAGAAGCAGGAUCAAUCCCAGAAGGAGAAGCAGAAUCACCCCCAGAAGGAGAAGGAGAAGCAAACUCACCCCCAGAAGGAGAAGGAGAAGCAAACUCACCCCCAGAAGGAGAAGGAGAAGCAAACUCACCCCCAGAAGGAGAAGGAGAACCAAACUCACCCCCAGAAGGAGAAGGAGAACCAAACUCACCCCCAGAAGGAGAAGGAGAACCAAACUCACCCCCAGAAGGAGAAGGAGAACCAAACUCACCCCCAGAAGGAGAAGGAGAACCAAACUCACCCCCAGAAGGAGAACCAGGAACAUAAUAACGGUAUAGGAUUGUGUACACACAACAAAACAAUAUUUAUUUACAGUAUCAGUAGUUUCAAGAGUAAUUAACAAUUGUAAACAAGAUCUUAAAAUUCAAUACAGAACCUAUCAGCUGAAAAUAUUGUUUUUGUUUGCAAAAACUAUAACUGAAGUAACACGAACUACACAAACUGAGUUGAGAGAGAGGACAGAGUAGACUACUACUCUAUGCAAGUUUUUAAUGCAGACUAGUGCAAGAUUACACCUAAACCAUCCAAUUUUCAUAAUUUUGGUUUUUGGCUAAGAAUUAUACAAAAAAUACGACAUAAUUCAUGUAAAAUAAUUUUAUUACAGUACUUCUUAACUUUUGUUUUAACAAUCAAAACAUUACAUGUUUUACAAAAAUAACUUAUAUGUUUCAUAAUGGAACAGUAGUUUUAUAAAACUCGGAAAUGUUUGACACUUAUUGUUUUUAUACCGAUUCUAAAACGGAUAUGUCCCAGUGAGUUCCGUCUAAUAAGUAGAUAAUCCUUACUAAUAUUAUAAAUCUGAAAGUGAGUUUGUUUGUUUGUUCCACCUUCACGCCGUAACUACUCAACCGAUUGCUUUGAUUUUUUGCAGACGUAAAGUUAGAAGUCCGGAUUAAAUAAUAGGUACUUUUUAACCCGGAAAAAAUUGAUAUUCCCGAGGAAAAAGUAUUGGUAUAGAUGGCGCUGUGUAUAUUGGUAUAUGUCACAUAGGCUACUUUUUAUACUUUUGUGACGCGAGCGAAGCCGCGGGUAAAAGCUAGUUAUUAUAUAAAAUACGUUUAAGUUUUUCUUUCUCCCUUUUAUAUUAAGUCGGUUAAAAAUGACGCAGUGCACAAUUAAUCUUGCCAAACAGCCGUGGUCCUAUGAACAUUACCCCACUUCGCUACGACUACUUCGGAAAGGCUAAGAUUAUGCUUCAGUCUUUAGCAAGAAUAUUUUGAUGACCGAUCCAAAGAAAAAGGUAAUUGGUACCGAACUAUCCAACCUAAAAUUUGUAGGGUUAAGCGAAUCGAUUGUAACCAAAACAAAAUUAUAACCAGCUUUGAGGCUUCUCUCUGAACACAUUCCACCAAAUAAGUUUUAUAAUCUAACUACUCUCGCGCGGUUACAUCCGCUCUGCUCGUCUGCUAUUGGUUAUAGCGUGAUGUUUUAUAGCCUAUAGCCUUCCUCGAUAAGUGCACUAUCCAACACAAAAAUAAUUAUUCAAAUCGGACCAGUAGUUCUGGUGAUUAGCGCGUUCAAACAAACAAACAAACAGAUUCUUCAGCUUUAUAUGAUAAAAAAAAAUAAAAAAUAUAAAAAAAGUUGCAUUGCCAAAUUGUAAUGUAUCUGGUGAUAGAGGACGUUCUUCAUGUUUAGAUCGACAGGCCCGAAAACUAUCAUAUUCGUAACGUAACAGUAUCGAGCGAGUUAUGCGUUCAGAGGGCCAAGCACGAAUAACUAUCGCAUUCGUAUCGUAACAGUAUCGAGCGAGUUAACCGUUCUGAUUGGUUGGUUCACUUGAGCCGGCCAAUCAGAGCGCCGAACGCGCUCGAUACUAUUACGUUACGAAUGCGAUAGUUAUUCCUGCUUGGCACUCAGAACGGUGUUCAGAGUGGUCGGCUCUAUUGAACCUACCAAUUACGUUACGAAUGCGCUAGUUAUUCAUGCUUGACACUCUGAUGGAGUGUGUCCGGAAUGAAAGUGUUAGUGUUGCAUCCAUUGUCACCAAAGACACGCACUCUCUACAAUACGGGUUUUGUAAAAGUAUCCUUGCUUCCCCAAUUUGUAAUAGGAUAGCAUUUGUAUUAAUUGAUGUUUAGUCUACAUAUAGACGAUGAUGACCUAAUAUGAUUUAGACGGCACUGGGUGAUGUUGCCUUUGAGACACAAAGCUCUUAAAAUAAUAAUAAAAAAAUACAAUACUAGCACAUAUCCCGGUUUAGCAUUGAGGUCUAUUACAUUACUACAUUUGACAUUGUUUUUUUUUUAAGUAUGUUUAAGCUAGGCAGAAGUGCACAUCACGUCACUUAAUGCCACCUGAAUGGGUAAGCCUAUUGCCAUAUACCGGGCUACAAUAUACAUUUUUAUAUUAUUUACAUAAACACAUUCCAGUUUGUGAAUCUCAAAGUUGUUUAUCCUUUUAACAUCGACUUACACUACGAUUUUAUCUAGUAUCAAUGUACAAAACAUACAAAUUUCACAUACACGUCAAACUAAGACUUGAAACCACAAUUUGUAGAUCACACAAUGUUGGAAUCGAACCUGGAGCACAUUCCGCAGCAGCCGAUUAUUCUGCCACUCCUCCAACCGUGCAAGUCAUUGAAGUUGAGGCGCAUUUUUGCAAAAAAUCAUUAAUUGGGAAUUUUACUUUACAAGCCUAACUAGACAUCGAACCCAAGACCAUUUCAGCAUUCACCGAUACCGCUGGAGUCACAUCUUUGUAGGUGUAGACAGCAACUACUAAGGGCCACCUAAUGCAUACAUACUUCUUUGGCUUCCAUCAAAUUCAUGCAACCGGUUGGAGGCUACGGUAUCGCGUAAAUACAAUUAAAAACUUCAUUAACUCGUCGAGUACCGGUUUUAUAGACACAAUUAAAGAACAAUAGGUCGCGGUCACCGGUGACCGCUUGGUAUUUGACAGUUUAACAUAGCAAUUUCAACCUUAUUUCUAUAGCAUAAUGUAUACAUUUUAGGAAAUUUCAGGGUGUAUUUUUCGAAAUCCGCAUACGGAUUGUACAUUCGUUCAAUAUUCAAAUAUGCUUGAAGCAUUUUUGGCUUCGAAUUUGUGCAUCCUUAAGAGCACUAACUUUUUUAAUGUUUCAAACAAGUACAAGUUUAUAUUCGCGAUUAUAAUAAUUAUUAUGAAAUAGUAGAUUUGAAUGAGCUCAGUGUCUGAGCAUUGUGGUGACGCACGGAACAUCGUGCUUAGCGCCAAUAUCAUUGCUUGCCUCGUUUGCCGGGUGGCUUCUGCAGCUGGAACCCUGCGGAAGUGUCUGCUUGCGGGAGUCCAAAGCUAGUGUUCAGUGAAGUGUUCAGAGCCGGCUGGGACUGGGGCUGCCACGAGGGACC
Messenger RNA from Spodoptera littoralis (African cotton leafworm), 4151 nucleotides. Lineage: Eukaryota; Metazoa; Arthropoda; Insecta; Lepidoptera; Noctuidae. The record is from the annotation of a GenBank genome assembly.